Molecule: messenger RNA, 1604 nt
Organism: Rhipicephalus microplus (southern cattle tick)
Lineage: Eukaryota; Metazoa; Arthropoda; Arachnida; Ixodida; Ixodidae
Product: IDLSRF-like peptide
Molecular function (GO): protein binding
Source: RefSeq, a predicted model, not a curated record
CCCCGUUCCCGUGAAGAGUUGGACUCUGCCGCAGAGCGCCAUCGCUACGCAUAGAACGAACGCGCGGGUGCUCCACUUUCUCUUUGCCUCUCCGCACUCUGGCGAGUUUUGAUCGAAGGGGCCGGGCGAAGGCAACAGUGCGCCUGCCGUCCCAGUAGGCACUUUCUCCGCGAAGGCUUCAGUGCUCCAGCCAGUGUCUCUCAUCAGAGGGUUUCAUUUGCAAGCGGGCGCUAAUAAGGCACCGAAAAAAAAAGCAAUCAUUCAAGAAACAAGAAGAACGGCAAAGAAGUCGUGCUGUUGAGGGAGAGAAAAACCCAGUGACUAAGCGAAUUAAACAGAAAAGGACCGGCACAUCGCCUCCUCUGGCAUCAUUCGGAAACUGAACGCCCGCUGCCACAGCUCCUCGUCCUUGUAGCGGUCUCCUAGGACUCGACGGCCUCUGAGAUCUUCCUAGGAACGUCGCGUGAACGUUCUGAACACCCUGAGAACAUUUUCAAAUGUUCGGAAGAAGGGACUCACUUCUGAAUUUUCGGCAUUGGUUGAGUGCAAGCUUUUAAGGAGGUAGAGCGACGACUCUGCUCAGAGCUUUCUGACAGAUAUCGGAACAGUGAGGAGAGGAACGAACUUUUGUUGAGACAGGGAAACAAGCUUAGCCGAAUUCUUGGUCCGGUGUUUGUUGGUCGUCGUCGUCAGCGACGUCAUUGUAAGAGGUUUCGUGGUCUACUUCCCGAGUGAGACGAUGCUUAUGAGGGCAGCGCAGCACUUCAUCUUGUGGGGGGUCGUUCUGGUCGGACUGGCACAGGGAGCCUACUUGAUCAACUUUUCUCACGUGCUCAACAGGAACCUGGGAAACGUGAAGCGCGAAGUGGAUACCGACAGGUGCCAUCCGACGCAGCCGUUCCGGUGUCCAGCAUCGACGACCGUCUGCAUCUCCAUCCAAUACCUGUGCGACGGGGCACCCGACUGUCCUGACGGUUACGACGAAGACCCCAGGCUCUGCACUGCAGCGAAGCGGCCCCCAGUGGAAGAGACUGCGAACUUCUUGCACACAUUGCUGAGCAACCACGGGCCCAACUACCUGGAAAAACUGUUCGGACCCAAGGCACGAGACGCGCUGGCACCACUAGGAGGCGUGCAAAAAGUAGCCGUUGCCCUGUCCGAGGGUGAGACGCUUGAAGACUUCGGCAAAGCUUUACACCUGAUGCGUUCCGACCUGGAGCACCUUCGCAGCGUCUUCAUGGCCGUCGAGAGUGGGGACAUCAGCCUGCUGCGUUCUCUCGGCAUCCGGGACUCCGAGCUGGCGGACGUCAAGUUUUUCCUCGACAAACUCGUUGCCACGGGAUUCAUGGAUUAAAGAACACCGCUCGACUGAACACAGAAUUCCAACCUCCCAAGAUCCCUCGUCCAUAUUGCCUCACCCGUUCGUUACCAAGUGCGGCAAAUUUUGAGGCCUUCCCCUUCUUCAUUCUCCUCUACCCUUCGCCAUUACGCCAACCUUUCAUAAGAUUUGAGUUUCGUUUGCUCGUAAGUCUAUUACGUUAACGUCUCCGCAAUGCCACGACAGUACCAUCAACAGGGAUAUCUGCACAGCAGGCAGUUUUUCU